Messenger RNA from Lodderomyces pseudojiufengensis, 1827 nucleotides. RefSeq names its product ssDNA endodeoxyribonuclease. Lineage: Eukaryota; Fungi; Ascomycota; Pichiomycetes; Serinales; Debaryomycetaceae. The transcript has a single exon. The record is from RefSeq and is a predicted model, not a curated record. The coding region runs from base 1 to 1827 and encodes 608 amino acids.
AUGAAUAAUAAUAAAUUUGAUCAAAUUGAAUCAGAAUUGAAAAAUCCAAUCAAUGAGAUCUACAAAUUAUUCAAUCAAAAAGAUUCAAAAUUUGAAGAAUUAAAAAAUGUUAUAAAAAAUGAUCAAUCCAUAAAUAAACAGUUAAAAGAAGAUAUACGCGUUUUAGAAUUGAAAAUAAAGUCUAAAGAUGAUAGAUUGAAAAUAUUAGAAUUACAAUUAAAAUCAAAAGAUGAUCAAUUGAAAUUAAAAGAUGAACAAUUGAAAUUUAAAGAUGAAGAAAUUAAAAAGUUGAAAGAUAAUAAGCCAUUCGUGAAACCAACUUUGAAAUCAAGGAACAGUAGUAAUGUAAGUGCAUUAAGUGCCUUAGCCUCAUCUCCAACUAAAAAUCUAUUACAAACAAAAUCAGUUAUUGAACCAAGAACUUCAAUAUUAUCUAUCGAGUCUGAUGAUCUAACAAAAGCAAGAAAAUCAAAAUCAAUGUUUGAAAAUUUUAGAUUAAUGCCUACUCAAUAUAGUGAUACUGAAGAAGAAUCAUCAUCAUCAUAUCAUGAAGAAAAUAAAGAAAAUAAUAGUCAAAGAUCAAAUUCAUUAUCUUCAAAGACUUCGUCACUAUCGAAAGAGAAAAAAACAUCACAACCUUCAUUAAAUAGAACUAGAAUUGAGUUUUCAUCUCCUACAAAAUUAAAUCAUUUAAAAUCUAAAUCAGUAUAUGAAGCAAAGCCAAAAAGUAAUAAUAAUCAUGAAAAUUGGAAAAGUAAAAGUAUGAUCGAAAAUAUUCUGGAUCUUGCAACUCAAUAUAGUGAUUCAGAAGAUGAAUCAACAAAAAAUAAUGAAAACAUAAAUUCAUCACCUAUAAAAAUUAAGUAUGAUGAAAAUAAACCUAUCAUGAAAUAUACAAAAGAUGAUAAUCUAUUUAUAAGUCCUACUAAAAGUAUGAAACCUCCUACUACUAGCUCAAAACAUAAAAUAAGUCCAAUUAAAUUACAAUUUGAUGAUAAUGGAAAAUUAUUUGUUAAAUCAUAUAAGCGUCAAAAAAGUGUUGAAUUAAAAGAAGAUGAAGAUCCAUUUUAUGAUUGUCCAGUUGUAGCACCUCCAUUAGUGGAACCUACUUCACCAAUAAAAUCAAGUCAAUCAAUUGAAGAAGUAAAAAUAGAAGAAAAUAUUGAAGAUGCAAACAAUUUUGAAGAUGAAAUAAUAGAAGAUUCUCAAGAAGGUGAAAUGAGUGUAUAUUCAACUCCUCCACCAACUACACAAUAUUCAAAUGAAUUAAAUUCACCACCAAUUUCAUUAACAUCAUCACCAGAAAUUAAAAUUCCAGAAAAUAUAAUAACAAUCAAUCAAAAAAGAAAAUAUUUACUAGAUUAUUAUACUUCAAAGUUUCAAACAGAUUUAAAUUUUAAAAUAAAUUUAAUCCAGAAUCCAAUAAAACAAAUAUCAUGGGAUUUUAUAGAUUUUAUUAAAAAUUUAAAUUACAAACCAAUGGAAUUUUCACAAUUCUUACAAAAACAUCAAAUAAAAGAUCCAACAAAAUUCAAUAAAUAUAAAACUUUUUUUAAUUUAAAUGAAAAUUGGAAAAUUGAAGAUAAAUUACUGCAAAUUUUUGAUAAAUUUGAAUCACCUCCUGGUUUUAUGAAAUCUGAUUUCCCAACAUCACAAGAAUUAAUUGAAAGAAAAAAAUUAAUAGACAAGAGACAAACAAAUAGAAUUAAUAGAAGAAUUAAAAGUUGUUUAUUUUUAAAUGAUCAAAAUCAACAAAUUGGUGAAUUUAUUUUUAGUUGUGAUAUUUUAAAUAAAUAUGUUAUUUCUGGUCGUUGGUAUAUUAGGUGA